Tarenaya hassleriana is the source of this 3109-nucleotide messenger RNA. Its product is annotated as protein argonaute 6. Gene Ontology annotation, molecular function: RNA binding; protein binding. NCBI's taxonomy places the organism in Eukaryota, Viridiplantae, Streptophyta, Magnoliopsida, Brassicales, Cleomaceae. Gene Ontology annotation, cellular component: cytoplasm. The transcript is spliced from 24 exons. Gene Ontology annotation, biological process: regulatory ncRNA-mediated post-transcriptional gene silencing. The record is from RefSeq and is a predicted model, not a curated record. The coding region runs from base 122 to 2785 and encodes 887 amino acids.
GUUCCCUCCUCUCUCUCCAGUCCCGGAAGUGGCAGGGGAGGAAGAAAACAGCCUCUUCGUCCUCUUCUCUCCUCUCUCUCUCGCCUGAAACCCUAGAAAUCCGCAGGUUCUGAGAAGACAAAUGGAGAGAUCAAACAGCGCUGAAGCUGGAGAAUCUCAAUCAUUGCCACCACCACCAAAUGAUACUAAGCCUGAUCGGCCCAGUCAUCGAGAUUAUGCUAUCACCACGAGGCGUGGGAUUGGAAGCAAUGGGAACCGGAUAUCUUUGCUUGCCAAUCAUUUCAAUGUUUCCGUCAAAUCCCAGGAUAUAGUGUUUUACCAGUACACUGUUAAUAUCACCACCGAGGAUGGCAAAUCUUUUGAAGGAAAAGGAGUAAGCAGGAAACUCAUCGACAAGCUUUACCAGACUUAUUCGUCUGAACUUGCUAGUAAAGAGUUGGCCUAUGAUGGAGAGAAAACUUUAUACACUGUCGGUCCUCUCCCACGAAAUGAUUUUGACUUUAUCAUCGUAAUGGAGGAUACAUAUGCAAAGAGUGAACGUCAAAUCCUUGAUGUUGAUGGACCUGCUGAUACUGGGAAGAGAUCGAAGCAUUCGCUACUGCCAAGGAAUUACAGGGUGCAGAUACAUUUUGCUACCAAAAUACCAUUGAAGACUGUGUUUUGUACUCUAAAAGGGGCAGAUGGUAUGGAUAAAAGCACUCAGGAUGCACUUAGAGUCCUUGAUAUCGUACUGAGGCAACACGCAGCUAAGAGGGGUUGUCUUCUUGUUAGGCAGUCUUUUUUCAGUGAUACUAGGCACUCUGUCGAUGUUGGUGGAGGUGUAACGGGUAUUCGAGGCUUUCACUCCAGCUUUCGUCCAACACAUGGUGGACUUUCUCUGAACAUUGACUCAUCAACAACUAUGAUCUUAAAGCCUGGACCUGUGAUUGAUUUUCUACUGGCUAACCAGAAUGUAAAGGAAGCACGACAAAUUGACUGGAUUAAGGCUAGGAAUAUGCUUAGGCAUAUUAGGGUAAAGGCAAUACACCGUAACAUGGAAUUCAAAAUUAUAGGGCUCAGCGAGAAGCCUUGCAAUCAGCAAUCGUUUUCAAUGAAAGUAAAAGGUGGUGGCAGUGAGGAACGGACGCUAGAGAUUACUGUAUAUGACUAUUUCAAACAAGGUGGCAUAGAGCUUACCUAUUCUGCCUACAUGCCAUGUCUUGAUGUUGGCAAGCCAAAACGCCCCAAUUAUCUACCGCUGGAGCUAUGUGAACUGGUCUCUCUUCAGCGUUACACAAAAGCAUUGUCUGGCAUGCAACGAGCAUCACUUGUUGAAAAAUCAAGGCAAAAGCCUCCAGAAAGAAUUAGAACUAUCAAUGAUGCAUUGGAUACCUGCCACUAUGAUGAUGACCCAUUUUUGGCUGCAUGUGGUAUUUCUAUAGAGAAACGAAUGACUCAAGUUGAGGGCCGCACCCUCAGUCCCCCUAUGUUGAAAUUUGGCAAGAAUGACGAUUUUUUACCUCGCAAUGGACGUUGGAACUUUAACAAUAAGGUGCUUCUACAACCAAGCCCAAUUUACAAAUGGCUUGUUGUAAACUUUUCUGCUCGAUGCGACACUAGUCACAUUUCCCGGGAGCUCAUAAACUGUGGCAGGAGGAAGGGCGUUGACAUUGAUCGGCCAUUUGCACUAUUCGAAGAAGAUCCGCAGUCCAGAAGAAUGACUCCUGUCAAAAGAGUAGAAAAGAUGUUUGAGCAGAUGAAAGCAAAACUCCCAGAUACUCCUUAUUUCAUCCUCUGUGUCCUGCCAGAACGAAAGAACUGCGAUAUCUAUGGUCCCUGGAAGAAGAAAUGUCUCGUUGACUUUGGGAUCAACACGCAAUGCAUCUGUCCAACCAAAGUCAAUGACCAAUAUCUCACCAAUGUGCUUCUCAAGAUCAACUCAAAGCUUGGAGGCAUCAAUUCACUCUUGAGAGUAGAGCACUCUUCCAACAUACCUUUGAUAAACGAUAUUCCCACUAUGAUCUUGGGAAUGGAUGUAUCACAUGGAUCUCCAGGCCGUGCUGAUACUCCUUCUAUAGCAGCGGUUGUUGGUUCCAAAAGCUGGCCCUUAAUCUCAAGGUACAGGGCAGCUGUGAGAUCGCAGUCUCCUAAACUGGAGAUGAUUGAUUCCCUCUUCAAGCCCAUUGAGGAUCGUGAUGAGGGUAUUAUGAAUGAAUUGUUUAGAGAGUUCUACAUGACCAGCAAGGGGCGAAAGCCAAAACAAAUCAUCAUUUUCAGGGACGGAGUAAGUGAAUCGCAAUUUAACCAAGUCCUAAAUAUUGAGGUGGACCAGGUCAUAAAGGCAUACCAACAUUUUGGUGAAACCGAUGUUCCAAAAUUUACUGUUAUCGUGGCUCAGAAGAACCACCACACCAAGCUGUUUCUAUCUAACGGUGCUGACAAUGUCCCCGCAGGAACCGUUGUGGACACCAAGGUUGUGCACCCAAGACACUAUGACUUUUACAUGUGUGCUCAUGCUGGGAUCAUAGGAACCUCAAGGCCAGCUCAUUAUCAUGUUUUGCUCGACGAGAUUGGUUUCUCCCCCGAUGACCUUCAGUCUCUUAUCCAUUCCCUCUCUUAUGUGUACCAAAGGAGCACAAGCGCCAUCUCCAUCGUGGCGCCGGUGCGUUACGCUCAUCUUGCAGCAGCUCAGGUAGCACAAUUCAUCAAGUUUGAGGAUUUAUCGGAGGCGGGGAGCGAUAGCGGCAGAGUUCAGGACCUUCCAUCUUUGCACAAGCAUGUGGAAAGUUCCAUGUUCUUCUGCUGAGUAAACUCGCCUACAGAAAACCCUUGACGUUUGGUCUUCGUGUCAAUGUACUGCCGGUGGACAUCACACACAUGAUCACACCUCAAGUGGCCACGUGGCCAAUCUAAACGAGCUCGGACCACGUAUCUUCCCUCAAGCUGCGGAGCAGGAGAUUUCUUGCGCCAGAAUCAAUGCGCUUUGACUAUUUUGCCCCUCUCUAGAAUUUUCUUGCAGCGUGCGAGACUUCGCUUGGUUCCAAACUUAUUUCAGUACCAUUUAUUUCUUAAAUUUGAUAUCUCACAGCGAAAGUUUUAGUUUAAACAAUCAUAGUGUGCUUGCAUAAAU